AUGGAGAAAAAGAGGUCUAAGGAUGAGGUGAAUUCCUCAACUUCUAGUGAGGCUAGAAAUCUUGAUGGACCGGUUCCCUUUCCUGGUCGACUUGCGGAGAGAAAAUUGAAUGACAAAUUUGCAAUGUUCCUAAGUGUGAUGAAGAACUUGCACAUAAGCCUCCCUUUCAUUGAAGUUGUCACACAAAUGCCUUCAUACUCAAAGUUCUUGAAAGACAUUCUCACCAACAAGAGGAAGCUUAAUGAUGAGAUUAUCACUCUCCCCCAUCAAGUGAAUGCACUUUUUCAACAUAAGAUGCCCAAGAAGCAAAAGGAUCCUGGAAGCUUUACUUUGCCGGUAAAGAUUGGGAACAUGGAAGCUAAGGGUGCUUUAGCCGAUCUUGGAGAUGUUAGUUUGAUCCCUCUAUCCAUUGCUCAAAAACUUAAUAUUGAGAUGAUCCCCACAAGGAAAACCAUUCAAUUGGCCGACCGUUCGGUGAAGCUACCUUGUGGUGAGCUUGAAGAUGUCCCUAUUCAAGUUGGGCAUACCUAUGUGCCUUGUGAUUUUGUAGUGAUGGAUAUGGAGGAAGAUGUGGAUACUCCCUUGAUUUUGGGCUGUGAAGCUCUUAAGACCUUGGGGGCAGUAAUCAAUUGCAAGAACAUGAAAAGGGAGUAUCCACAUCUUCCUCCAUAUCUUCCUCCAUUUCCAAGAUAA
Messenger RNA from Chenopodium quinoa (quinoa), 693 nucleotides. RefSeq lists its product as uncharacterized. Bases 1 to 693 code for a protein of 230 amino acids. The record is from RefSeq and is a predicted model, not a curated record. Lineage: Eukaryota; Viridiplantae; Streptophyta; Magnoliopsida; Caryophyllales; Amaranthaceae. The transcript has a single exon.